Molecule: messenger RNA, 2916 nt
Organism: Rhizopus microsporus ATCC 52813
Lineage: Eukaryota; Fungi; Mucoromycota; Mucoromycetes; Mucorales; Rhizopodaceae
Exons: 8
Coding region: 1-2916 (971 amino acids)
Biological process (GO): intracellular signal transduction
Molecular function (GO): guanyl-nucleotide exchange factor activity
Source: RefSeq, a predicted model, not a curated record
AUGAAUAUGACAAGAAUAGAGAAAAAUAAACAAAGAAUGAUCAAAUCAAAUGGGAAAUCGCCUCAACCAAGAUACUAUAGAGCAUUUCUAUCUCACAUUGCUAUAGAAUUGAAAAAACGAUUGAUUCUAUCCAAGCGUAUAAAGAAUGGGAUCGAAUACAACAAUGUAUUUGAUGGUAAAGAAGCUGUGGAUAAACUAAAAGAAAUUCUUUGUACAACAGAUCGUCUUCUUGCAUUGAGAGUGGGUCGUGCCUUGGAAACUCAAAGAUUCUUUCAUGAUGUUAGCUAUGAGAGUAGACUUGUUGAUGAUAUUAUCGAAAUAUAUCAAUUCACUAAUGAUCUCAUCUUUCAUGGUUUCCCUUUGAGAAGUGAUAGUAGUGACAGUAGCACCAAUAUAUCUUCAGUGACUACUACGCCAACGCCAAGUCAUCAUGGUGCAAGUGAUGAUGAAGAUGAUGAAGAUGAAGACGACCAUACUUCCUAUUCAGCUUCACCUACUGCUAUUUCAUCUCAGCAUACAUUAUUACCAUCCGGUGUCUAUACUGAAUUAACCUAUUGUUACUCUGCAACCUGCAAUUAUUUAUAUCCGUGCUACAGUUACACAUGCCCAAACAGGGAAAGAUUGAGAAAUAGACCACAGAGUAUAGACACUCGAGAAAAGCGAGUGACAGCAUAUGCGUACACCAUAGAAAAGCACCAGCCUCUGUGGUCCACUUUGAUAGAUGACUAUAUCCUAUUUUCUAUCUCUGCCCUGGAAAGAAGAAGACAGGAAACUAUCUUUGAAUUGAUCUACACAGAAGAGAGUUUCCUCAAUGAUUUAAAAUAUAUAAUGAAGAUGUGGAUAGAACCACUAAAGAAUGGCGAUAUUAUUCCAGUAAAGCGACGAGAUACAUUUAUAGAUAAAGUGUUUUCAAAUAUAAAAGAGAUUCACGAUAUCAGUCAACGACUCACGUCAGCAUUGAAAACAAGGCAACAACAGCACCCUAUUAUAUCACAAAUAAGUGACAUCAUGAAGCAUUAUGUACUAGAGUUUGAGCCCUUUGUUUACUACGGCGCUAGACAGCAUCAAGCAAAAUAUACCUAUGAACUAGAAAAGUUUAAUAAUCCUCGUUUUGCCUUGUUUGCAGAGCAAACUGAACGGCAUGAAUCGUCCCGUAAGUUGGAGUUAAACGGUUAUCUGACAAAGCCAACGACACGCCUUGGAAGAUACACGUUGCUGUUGGAUAAAAUAUACGAUAGGACUGAAGAGGGUCACCCGGAUAAAGAGAGUAUACCCCACAUUAUUGACACCAUAAAGCACUAUUUGCAAAAAGUGAACAAUGAAGCUGGAAAAGCCAAGAAUCGAUUUGAUCUGGAGCAAAUCAAUGCGCAUCUUUCAUUUAAAAACAAAAAGGAUAAGAUAGACUUGAAGCUACUAGAGGAAAGUAGGUGUAUAAUCAAGCAAGGGACACUGAGGAGAACACCUAGUCUUGAUUCAACUGAGUACCAAGUCAUCCUGUUUGACCAUUACUUGGUUACGGCCAAGGUCAAAGUCAUCAAUGCAACCGAGCACUAUAGCAUACGCAACAGGCCUAUUCCCAUCGAGCUGCUUGGCGUGUCCUUGCCCACAACAGAUAAUCCAGUUCAUAGGUCUACCAGCACACUUUUAUCUACAGCAGCAGAAAAACUGACGACGCAUCGUGGAAGCAACGUGAGUAGCGCGUUAGGAAACUCUAUUUCUAGACAACAAAAAAGCAAUAGCUCAGAUAGUCUUUUAAACAGUAAUAGCGCCAAAUUGGGGGCACCCAUCACCUUUUAUCACGAGGGUAGAAUAACAGAAGAUUCUUAUACACUGUAUGCGCCUUCGGAGCACAAUAGGAAAGCAUGGAAUGAAGCCAUUAGGAAGCAAAAAGAAGCCAAGUCAAAGCGCAAACCUGUGUUCCAGAUGGUAAAAGUUGUGAAAGAUUUCGAAUUCUUUGCUGAUAUGAACAUUUAUCACAUGAUUGCUUUUGACAAUGGUCAGCAUUAUAUGCUUGCCACUGAUUCAGGGCUUUAUAUUGGACAAAGGAAGUGUGUGCCAAGCGUGGUACCUAGAAAGGUAUUGCCAUUGGAACGAGUGCAUCAAGUGCAUGUACUGGAGGAAUAUGGGCUGCUUUUAGUGUUAGCGGAUGAUAUUCUUUGGCAAUACCCUUUAGAGAUAAUUUUGAAUGGACGACCUGAUGGAUCCCACAGCAUUCAACACUUUGGGAGGAAAGUUCAAGGAAACGUACCAUUCUUUCAUGUAGGCACUUGUCUAGGUAAAACAUUGAUUUGUGUACCAAAGCCUCCUUCUGUGAAUGGUACAGAAAUUGAAAUAUACGAACCAUCGAUGCCAAAGACUGAGAUGAGAAGAAAGUCUAUUUUUAGCAAAUUAUCUAUUCGCUCCUCUUUAUCUCUCACAAACACACAAGUCAAUCCACUGAAGCCGAUAUAUAGCCCUUGUGAUGUCUGGGCAAUUGAUACAACCAAGUCUAUGGUAUUGCUCACUACACCUCUAGGCAUGAUUGCAGUGGAUAUGAACACAAAAAAGCCUGAUCGUUUACUUGACCCUUCUGAUAGACACCUUAAUUUUAUUACCAAAAAUGAAACAACCAAUGCUCAAAUACCAAUCAGUUCAACAGUUAAACGUAUAUUUGUAUUCUCAGUACCUGGUGGCAAUUACUUGAUGUGCUAUGACAGAUAUGCUUUUUAUAUUGAUAAAAAGGGAAGAAGAGCUGAAAGACAGUUCAAGAUUGAAUGGGAAGGGCAUCCCACAGCCUUUGCUUACUAUCAUCCUUAUAUAAUUGCAUUUGAACAUCAAUUUAUUGAAGUGAGGAGUAUUGUUGAUGUUGGUAUAAACAUACAAACAAAACAAAGUUGUAUUAAGCAAGUUUAUUAUAGGGUCAGAUACAGCAAGUGA